UGUUUUCGGCCGAAAGCCCCUUCACCAUAUCGGUCUGGUUGCAGUGCGGUGAGCGUGUUUUUCCGCCUAGCGGCUCAGUUCGGUCCGCUCGCCGGCUCUCCGUCCUCCUCCGGCCGCUGUCGCUGUGCGUAAAGACGCGCAUGGAAGUCUCUCCUUCUGAUUCUGUGCGGAUUCUGCAGCCGCAAUCUGAGCUGUGCCCUCCGCUCCCCACGGCAUUCCCCGUCAUGACCUCCUACAACAACACGGCUCGGAUUCGGUGAAUGGGAUUUAUCGCUGAUUUUGACCUCGUGGAGAUUUUACCGGCUGCUUUGGGCUGAUAAUCGAGUCGUUGACGCCGUUACGGCCUCACAAUGGGGGGAACAAAGAGUAAGACGAAAGACCCAGGCCAGAGAUCCUUGAGCCUGGAUGGCACCAUUGGUAUGGGCUCCUCCAGUGGACAUCAUUUCAGCUCUGGCCCUCAAACCCAGACGCCCAAUCGGAGCCCUGCGGUGGGGACCAGCGCGCAGAGCAACGCCUAUCACACCAACAAUGCAGAGCUGGCCCUUUUCGGAGGUGUGGAACACCCAGGGAGCAUCAUGUCCCCUCAAAGAGGAGGCAUCACUACAUUCGUGGCUUUAUACGACUAUGAAUCUCGAACAUCAGCAGAUCUCACGUUUAAGAAGGGUGAACGACUGCAGAUCCUCAAUAACACGAGAAAGUACAACUACAGGGAAGGAGACUGGUGGUUGGCUCGUUCUUUGACCACAGGAGAGAGCGGCUACAUCCCCAGCAAUUACGUUGCUCCCUCAGACUCCAUCCAAGCCGAAGAGUGGUUUUUCGGUAAGAUAACACGUCGUGACUCUGAGCGACUGCUUCUCAACAUCCAGAACAGGAGAGGCACUUUCCUUGUGAGAGAAAGUGAGACAACAAAAGGCGCUUACUGCCUGUCUGUCCUGGACUACGACAACAUGAAGGGGCUAAACGUCAAGCACUACAAGAUCAGGAAGCUGGACAGCGGAGGCUUUUACAUCACAUCCCGCACUCAGUUCACCAGUCUGCAGCAGCUGGUCCUCCACUAUCGAACACACGCAGACGGAUUAUGUCACGUCCUGACAGAUAUCUGUCCCAUGCUGAAGCCGCAGACUCAAGGCCUAGCGCGAGACGCCUGGGAAAUCCCCCGAGAGUCACUCCGGCUGGAUGUCAAGCUGGGCCAGGGCUGCUUUGGGGAAGUGUGGAUGGGUCGCCACAUUUUCAAAGGAGGAGUGUUUGAGGGUACUUGGAAUGGGACGACGCGAGUAGCCAUCAAGACGCUGAAGCCUGGCACCAUGUCGCCCGAGGCUUUCCUGGAAGAGGCCCAAGUCAUGAAAAAGCUCCGGCAUGAAAAACUGGUCCAGCUGUACGCCGUCGUCUCAGAGGAGCCCAUCUACAUUGUUACGGAAUAUAUGAGUCAAGGCAGCCUCCUGGACUAUUUAAAAGGUGAAAAGGGGAAAUAUUUGCGACUUCCACAGCUGGUUGAUAUGGCAUCUCAGAUUGCUGCUGGUAUGGCUUAUGUGGAGAGGAUGAACUAUGUACACAGAGACCUGAGGGCAGCAAACAUCCUCGUGGGAGACAACCUGGUGUGCAAGGUGGCCGACUUUGGACUGGCGCGACUCAUUGAAGACAAUGAGUACACAGCCAGACAGGGUGCCAAGUUUCCCAUUAAAUGGACGGCUCCUGAGGCUGCACUGUACGGCCGCUUCACCAUCAAAUCAGACGUUUGGUCUUUCGGCAUACUACUGACCGAGCUGGCCACAAAAGGACGAGUUCCGUACCCAGGCAUGGUGAACAGGGAGGUGCUUGACCAGGUGGAGCGAGGUUAUCGGAUGCCAUGUCCGGCCGAUUGCCCCAGCUCCAUGCACGAGCUGAUGCUCAGCUGCUGGCGGAAGGAGCCCGAGGAGCGGCCCACGUUUGAGUACCUGCAGGGCUUCCUGGAGGACUACUUCACCUCCACUGAACCCCAGUACCAGCCCGGGGAAAACCUCUAGGGCUUCCAGUGUGAAUGUGGGGACUCAGACGCGUGGGUACGUGCUCGUGCGCACAAGUUCAUGUGUAUAUUUUGGGGGGAAAAGGGGGGGUUGACAGAGAAACUCUCUCCAUUGUGUACGAAUAGGAUAAGUAUGCCUGCGUAAGUGCGAGAGAGAGAUGCAGAAAUAGUCCUCCAAAUCUUGAGUGAGUCUUUGGAAGGCUAGCCAAAGGGUACAGACAAACCCCUCUGUCCAGUUGCCAGACUGUAUUUUUUUUUUUUCACCCAGCAGAGUACUGCCACGUGCCCAGAGGUGCCAAAGGAUUGAUCCAUUCGUCUGUUGUUUUCGUCGCUUACUUUUUUCUCCAUCCAUUUUUUUUCUUUUAUCCAAGUGUAAUUUCUGCACCAGUAACUGUUUGCCAGUGUGCUGAGAGAGAGUGCAUUGUUGUACUUUUUCCCCACCAGAUUAACUCUUUUUUGUGGUACUUAAAUCAAAGGGCUGCUAUUGAUCACGCGUAAUUACGGCAUGGGCUAAUUUCAGUCUUCUUUUGACGUUUUAGGACGCAAACACAAUGGGACAGCGUUAAUCCAGCCAUUUUUAAUCAUGAUAAUUAAAAAAACUUGUCUGAAAUCUUGUUUUCUGUUCAGUCGCUCAGUAUGAAGAAUUUUAAAUCGCUAUACCAACCAUGACACUAAUGUAUAGAAGGCUAUUCUUGCCAGGUAGAAAAAUCACCUACAAUUUUUAGCUCUUUUUCUGUUUCUGGUAUCAGUAUGUCACAAAUUUGACUUAAUAUCCCAAAUAUAAUGACUUGUUUUGAGAGAUUGACUCGUGUCUUGAAAUAAUUGGUAAUUUUGUUAAAUGAUUGACUUAGUUUCUUAAUAUAUGACUUGUCAAAUUAUUGACCUACUUUGCUGACCUAAUGACUUUCUGUCAUAAUAAUGACUAGUAUAUUGCAGUAAUGAUAAUCCUUAAAAAAUAUACUUUCUUGAAAUUUAAUAACUUAUUAUUUCAACAUAGUAUAUCAAUAUAGUCAACAAUUCAAGAAAAUAAGUCAGUAUUUUGACAUACUAUUUGCUGGAAACUGAAAAACGGAAAAAAAAAGAGGUGAAUGGGUUUCCAUACUUACGUUUCCCUGAGCUGCUGAAAACACUUGGUCUUCUCGCCACCUUUUUCAGUGGAGAACAUGAAACAAUAAUAGGUUGCACUAAUUUAAUAAAGUACCAGACAUCUGUUACGUAAGAAGAGGCUUUGAAUUUUUUGCAUUUUCACUUGUAUCCAUGUGUAAUUGUAUAUUUAUUGUGAAAUUCCGAUAACAUACAAGCUUGUAAAAACAAAACAAAACAAAAAAAACGAACUUCGCAGCUUUGUGAUCGGCCCAUAACUGUAAUAGUUAGUUGUUUUGGUAUCAAGUUUUCUGAACAGUUUUGCGUUACUCCACAAACAGACUCCUCGCCUUAGAGCUACUUUCACAGUUGCCUAACAUCCCAAAUUUAGUGCAGUAUCAUGUGUUUAAACAGCAGCGCUAUCGCGCCAGUCCAGGUGACCCUGUUACAGAAUAUGGAUUAAAGGCAGUUUAUGUUUACAUAUAAACCAGAGAACUCCAGCUAAAGGAAUGAAAAACUAAUUUAUGCAAUUAUCCACUUUCCCUAGAUUUAGGUGAUCAGCCAAGUCAUGUUUGGUGUCAAAAUUUAGAUUUUUUUAGUUUGGUGUCAAAGCUAAGAGGCUAAUGCAGCUAACAAACACUGCAAGUCAAUAGUCACCCAAAUAGUUUUUGUAAAGUACAUCCCCAAAACUUCUCUCAAACAGUAUCCAGCUCUUCAUUAAGUAUAUGCAGACUAUGUGCAAUAUGGUUUAAGACACAGUAUCACACAGAGUCCUACUGUGUCCUAAACCACAUUAACAGCUCUGUGUCACCUUAAUGAGCAGCUGGAUGCGGUUUGAGCGGGUUGAGAGAAGUUGUAUUUACAGAAAAGAUUUUGGUGACUAUUGUCUUCUAGUGUUCGUUCAGCUUAAUUCAGUGUUAAGCGUAAAGUGGUGUAAAGAACACGUUACAGUAACGUGACAAAUCUUUCCUGUAACAGUGUAUUACAGCUUCAGUUAUUGUAAUUAUGUUACUUUCUUUACUCUUGUACCUUUAAAAGAGCUAAAUUAAUUAUACCAGAUGCCUUUAAAUCAUAUGUUUCCUCUAUAUAGAUUAUCUGUGCCUGUCUUGCGUCAGAUGACUGCAGCUUUGAUUGUGAACAUGAGCAGUGCAGUGCGAGCGCGGGAAGCUCCGUAAACUCUGCAAACAAUCUGUCACAUGAUCUAAUCAUGCUGAUAUGAAACUGAUGGAUAAAGAUCUCCAUGCUGAAGAAGAGAGGCUCACCUAAACAGACCAGACCCCAUUUACAUUCACAAACAGCUCUGUAACAUUUACACUUCAUUCAGAAAUAUUAAGUAAUGUAAUGAGCAGUGAGUUUACUUUUUUCAGGAACUUAUCAGUAAAAUAAUCCCAUUACAGUUUGAGAGAAGUAAUUAGUAAUUUGUGAUGGAUUAUUUUAAGGUAACAACCCCAACACUGGUUACAUCAGCCUUGCAGCUUUAGUUCUAAACCAAAUUAUAAAACUUAAAGGCAAAAUUUGGAUACCAAACACAUCUACAUCUGGGCUAAGUGGAACAUUGUGUAAAUUUGACUCUGCGGUUAAUUAGCAGGUUCAGUUGGCAUGGCGAAGCAGCGAAACAAUGCUGGCCCUUGUUUCCCCACCACUGAUAUAAACCAUCUUGUUCUGCUCAGUGGCCAAUAAGCAGAAAAAAUUGAGUGCAUAAUAUGCUAUUUAACACAAUGCUUAAUAUGCCUUACUACGUUUUGAUUUUAAUUUUCCACACAUUAAAGUUCAGAAUGGCUUCAAACUUUUUUUUUUUGAAAGAAAAGAAAGCUACUAAACUUGGUCAAGACUGAAGACUGUGCCUUUAAAAAUGGUCUUGACUUGCGUUUUUCCUCACGGAAGCGAAGACUAAUGCAGGUGAAGCAGCGUGCUCAUUGGUGUCCACCGUCACACUUAAGGUCAAUGUGUGGAAGAAGCUGCUUUGUUCAUAAUUCCUGUAUUUGGGCUUGUUUUGAAGAAAAGGAAGGGGACCUGACCUUCCUAAUCAGGCCUUUAACAACAAAUCUGUUGUUACAAGCUCAAAAUAUUGUCGCUGUCCAGAAUCUCCAUGUUGUUUAUUUAUUGACGAAAUGAUGAACGGACCAAUGCUCCGAAAUUGCCCGAAAUAAAAUCUCUUUGCAUUAACCUACAUUAAAAGUAACAAACGAUUUUGUCUUCCCCUGUACAGUUUUGCCAUUUUGGAAAUUCUUGUUUUUUGUUGGACAGCGACGAUAUUCAGAAAGUUCCGAAGAGAUUUUUGCUAAUUGAAAAGAGCUGAACUGCAUUAACGUAUAUCUAGAAAAUCAUAUCUGCCAGUCACAUAGAGUUUUGGCAGUGUAGAACUUUCAUAGGUGGUCUAACGUCAAAGGGGCCUUAGAGACAGUCUUUUUAAACCAUGCAUGAGUCUGAGGGAUUUUGAGGCCCAGAUGUUUUUAACUGUAUACAUCAGUGUGACUGUGGAUUUAAUGAUGAAAUUCCCCUGUAAAAGAUAUUAUUUAUUUAUUUACUUCUUUUGAUAGAUGUAAGUCAGAUUGAACCCUUUUGGACUUUGUAUUAUCACAACAGCUGAGUAAUCGAUGCUGCAUGUCUCAAUAAUAAAUGAUCAAACAGUAGCGCAUGCAUUAUUAAUUACCCUUAAAAACAACAAAACAACAAGGUUUUUCAGAUUGACUGAGAUUGAUUUGAAAAAAGUUCUAUAUAGAACCAUCUACAGCACGUUCUCCAUCAAUUUGAAGAACACUUUGACAAUACAAGGAACCAAUUAAUCAUGCAAAGCCUUCUUUGAGUGUUCAUGGUUCUAUAUAGAACCAUUUUCUUUACUAAAGAACCCUUGAAGAACCAUCAUUUUUCUUUGCAUGGUGAAAUGGCUUUUCAGAUUGAUGGAGAAUAUGUUGUAUAUGGUUCUAUAGAGCACCAAAAAGGGUCCUUCUGUUGUGACAAACUUGACCUCGUACCAGUAGCAGAACCCUUUCGGUGAGAGGUUCUAUGUAGAACCACAUACAACACAUUCUUCAUCAAUCUAAAGAACCAUUUCACCAUGCAAAGAACUGUUCUACUAUUUUUCAUGAAAGUGUUUCUUUGAGUGUUCAUGGUUCUUUAUAAAGAACCCUUGCAGAACCAUUGUUGUUAAGAGUGUACAGCUGGAUAAUUUGCUUAAUUACGCUAGAUAAAAUGUUGCAGGACUAGAAGUUAACCUAUCAUGUGCGCCAAGUGCUCAUUUCACUCGACUGCUAAUUUGAAAUCCAAAGCGAGGCUACAGUGGGAACAUCCUGGAACCAGACUGUGAAAACAGAGAAGAAAAAGUAGGAAAAUAAAUAUUUCUGGUUAAUGAUAAAGAUAGAUUUGGACAUUUUUUACUAUUCACUUCUUUUGAUAGAUUUAAGUCAGAUUGAACCAUUGUGGACUUCAUCAUGACAACCUCAGUACGGCUGUUCGGUUCCAGAGUCGACUUCGAUUCCGAUUCCAAGUGACAGGGAACUGAUUGAUAGUCGUUUCUGAGAGUAGAUUCCACGCGGUAUUCAUGAUUCUAAAAACCAAGGCAUAUACAGAGGGUCCAGAGGUCUGAGGCCACAAUGAAAAUUUGGGAUUUUUUUUUAACAUUUAAAUCUGGAAAUUUACAACAUUUUAGAACUUUGAAAAAUUUUAAACAAAUGAAAAUUAUGAUGAGUAAAAAAAAAUAAUAAUAAAUAAAGAAGAAAUAUUCAAAAUUCUGCAUUAUUUCUAGGUCACUACUCAAAUGUAAGCAAGUUUGUGGCUUUUAAUAAUGAAAAGGUUUUUUUUAUUCUUUUUUAGUCUGAUCUCUUCCAGUGACACUUGUGUUCAGACGACUCUCAGGCGUAUUUGAUCUGCUCAUCAAAGGCUCUUGCACAAACUUGCAGCUCGAAUGCACACGGUCAUUGAAGUAAAAGCAGGACACACCACCAAAUUUGAAAAACUCUGAAAUUUGUGUAAAUAUUUCAGAGAUAUUACUUUUUACUAUAGAUAUUACCUCCAGGUUUAUGCUAGUAGUAUAAAUUGUAAUGAACAGUUUUGAAUGCAAAGUAGAAGCAUUUUCACUCAGACUUUUGAACCCCACUGUAGAAAUAAUAAUUAUAAUAAAAAAAAGAGUACAGUAUUAAUUACAUUUCCAGCAAGGAAAUUUGGAGAGCUAAUUCUGGCUAAAUGAGUGUAUCUGAGUAAGCUGUACCUGAUUCUCCUCUGUACCGAUUCGCUUCUUCAGGUGGGUAGAUGUUUCAGCACUGUUGUUGUUGAAUUAAAAGGCAUUCUUUUAACGACAGGCUUGUUUCCUACAUUGUAUAAAGUAAAAUCCAGCUGGGCUGUGGGUGUUUGUGUUUGUUGAAGGCCGUAUUUUUUGGACAGCUUGUCUAGACAGUGACAGCAGAAUAUCUGAACUGCGUGUUCGUGCAGGUGCAAACUCAAACGUAACUUUGGAGUCGACUCUUAAAUAUCCGAAUGCCUGGAAUCAAAGAAUCAAUUCUUUUUUGGAUCGACUCACCUCAUCUCUGCUUUGGGUGUCAAGAUAGCGGUCGAGUGAAAUUAGUGUGUGACGUCUUUUUUUGUUGUUAGUCGACUAAUGUAAAGUUUACCUUCUUACUGUUGAAGGACUUUUGUUUUCCACACUGUUUGAGUUGACGGUUAAACUACUGACUACCCUCAUGUGUGUAGGUUGAACUUAAUCACGAAACCUGCUGCGUUUGUGCUGAAGAAGCCAUAUACACAUAACUGCUGUUUAAUUCUGUAAAAUAAUGUAAUUUUUGUUAUUCAGAAAUCUGAAAUUCAGUAAUCAAGCAGUUCAUUAUCUGCAAACAAUCAAGAUGAUUUGAUUAUGAGUAGAUGUUUUCAUUAUUUGACUGCAAAGUUUUGUUUCCUUUUCGUUUGUGUGUGGUGAGGAGGGGGGCUUGUUCUUUUUCAAAUGCAAAAAAAGAGGAAAAAAAUAAACUAAAUCAUGGAUUUAUGGUGGAAGGUUUGUAAUAUUUCCAUUUAAAAGAUCUAGUUUUAGGACUGUGCAUGUUAUUGACAUUGUACUAAUGACUAAUGUACGGCUACUUUGUAAAUAUUAUUAUUAUUAUUAUUAUUAUUAUUAUUAUUCUUUAAUCUCAAUUGGUUUGAAUGAUGCAAUGUGAAAUUUGGGCAAGAGCAUCAUUACCUUAAAGACCUUU
This is a messenger RNA of Colossoma macropomum (tambaqui), 8265 nucleotides long. RefSeq names its product proto-oncogene tyrosine-protein kinase Src-like. Bases 351 to 2003 code for a protein of 550 amino acids. The transcript is spliced from 14 exons. Gene Ontology annotation, biological process: negative regulation of intrinsic apoptotic signaling pathway; cell differentiation; bone resorption. Lineage: Eukaryota; Metazoa; Chordata; Actinopteri; Characiformes; Serrasalmidae. Gene Ontology annotation, molecular function: growth factor receptor binding; non-membrane spanning protein tyrosine kinase activity; ATP binding. Gene Ontology annotation, cellular component: extrinsic component of cytoplasmic side of plasma membrane. The record is from RefSeq and is a predicted model, not a curated record.